AGCAAACCGACACGCUGCCACGUGAGGGCGUCUCGCUCGAAACAAAAUAUAUAACACCCCACCGCCAGCGCCGACGUCAUGUCUCAGUGCCCUCACUGCUUCGUGGGGCAGUGCCAGAGGCACAAGCUGCAGGAUCACGGCAAGCGCGAGCUCCUCCUCAAGUCCAAGAUGGUUGACCCCAAGGCCGCCCAGCAGAGGCUGUUCGACCGCGUGGUGACAGCUCAACUCGACAAGCUGGAGGCCGCAGCGCGAGGCGCCAACGCAGGAGACCAGGAGAUCUACAAAGCAAGCGUGUCCAAGGCGCGCGACCGCGCCGAGCGAAGGGGGAACAAGCUCUCCAGCAAGCAGCAGCGGCAGGCGGCCAAGUCUAGGCUGGGUGGGCACCUCGUCCACACCAUGCUAGACAGCGACGACGACGGCAACGACUCCGAUUCCGACGACGGGAAAGGGCGAGCCAAAGGCGGCAGAAAGAGCAAGGACAAGAAGCGCAAGAGCCGCAAGGACAAGAAGAGGAAGCACAGGGGGAGCGGCGACGACGAGGGAAGCUCGAGCGGGAGCGACGGUAGCGACAGCGAGGAGGGGAGCAGAGCCGACAGGAAGAGACGUAGGAAGGAUAAGAAGAAGGAGCGCCGCCAUCGCAGCGGCGGCAGUAACGGCAAGGAAAAAUCCUCGUCUGAGAAGAAAAAGGAUAAGUCGGACAGGAAGGAAAGGAAGAAGGAGCGCAAGGAGCGGCGCCGGAGCGACAAGAAGUUAACCAAACAGAGCAAGAAGAGAAGACGGCAAGAAGAGCGUGCCGGCGGAGCGGGCGACAGCGAUGACGCCACAAACGGUGACGAUAAAGGCGCGCCGGCGGCGGCGGCUAUUGCUGCUGCUGGAAAAAUGGACGUUGUUGUCACAAACGGCGGCAGUGGCGGGGGGCGCGGCAGCAGCAGCAGUAGCAGCAGCAGCAGCAGUGGAAGCGGCAGCGAUAACGAUGCCGGCGAGGGAGGGAGGAGGGAUGGCGUUACCGAUCCGCUGUAGACGGCGAUGGCGCUUUAGGGGU
Molecule: messenger RNA, 1042 nt
Organism: Ectocarpus sp. CCAP 1310/34
Lineage: Eukaryota; Phaeophyceae; Ectocarpales; Ectocarpaceae
Source: the annotation of a GenBank genome assembly